This is a messenger RNA of Peromyscus leucopus (white-footed mouse), 1249 nucleotides long. RefSeq names its product testis expressed 13B (gene Tex13b). The coding region runs from base 7 to 1197 and encodes 396 amino acids. The record is from RefSeq and is a predicted model, not a curated record. NCBI's taxonomy places the organism in Eukaryota, Metazoa, Chordata, Mammalia, Rodentia, Cricetidae. The transcript has 2 exons.
GCAAUCAUGAAUCCCAACGAUCCCUCUAGUGGGUUCCGGCACGGCAAAGUGUUAAUGUUCAUCAAUGAGCAAAUGUCCAAGCACACAAAAGGCCCCGAGUUCUACUUUGAGAACCUGGCGCUGUCCUGGGAGGAGGUGGAAGAAAAGCUCAGAAUCCUCCUGGAGGAUGGCGAGAUGCCUAGCCAGGCUCGGGAAGCCUGUGCCUGGGGCAGCCUGGCCUUGGGUGUUCGCUUUGCUUGGAGGCAAGGCCACUUGCAGGGGCGCAGAGUGCAAUGGCUUCACGACUUUGCCAGCCUGCACAGGUCAGCGGCACAUGCCUUGGCAUCAGACCUGAAGAAGCUCACAGACCAGCGAGAGAUUGAACGCAAGGAGGCAGCCUUCCAACUUCAGCUAGCCCACACCAAACUGGCAGAGGUGCAGAGAGAGCGGGACCUGCUGAGACUGAAGCUACUACACGCGGAGCUGAGGGCCUUUCCAGUUGCAGAGAUGCCAGUCGUGACUAGAGCCCCUGCUACUGCUCAAGGAGCAAAGACAGAGACACCAAAUGCAGACGAGAAAAAAGAGGUGACAGCUAGUGAUAAAGCAGUUCGUGAACCAGAAAAGGAGAUGGAAGGGGCUACAGCCAUGGCUGCUUCUGGGGAGCUGGCAGGCACAGGAGAGCUGGAAGGAAUCACCCUGGAUCAUUUUGGAGCGGUGGAGUGGAAAAAUUAUCCCUUGGGCUUGAAGGAGGAGGGAGAAAAGGGGAAAGAGGGGAAAGAGGGAGAGGAGGGAGAGGACAGGGAAGGGGAAGGCAAGUCUAUGGGAAUACCUACAUGUUCUGACUCUGAGCCCUUAGAUCUCAGCAGGUCCACAGGCUCCCCACAACCUGUUACAAUCCAACUCCCUGACUCAUUCACAUACUCAUAUGAAAGCCCCUUCCCAGUCACACCCACCCCAUCCCCGCCACUAAGCAUUGUCACAGAGCCUCAGAUGCCUCCCUAUUUCAUGGCCACUGAUAUGAAUAUGUCUGACACUGAGGGCCCAACAGUAUACCUCCAAGAACUCCCAAAAGAUAGUCAAGAUAGCCAGCUACAGAGAAAUAUGGCACUUCACAGGCCUGGGGAUUGGGAUUGCCCUUGGUGUAAAACUGUGAAUCUUUCAGAGAAGGAAAACUGCUUCCGAUGUGGGAAGCUAAGCUGGCUGCAAAGCCCUCAGUGAGUUCAGAAAUGUGAUACAGAGUAGAAAUUUCCCAUAGGGAAAUCAAUUCUCA